Molecule: messenger RNA, 611 nt
Organism: Acanthoscelides obtectus
Lineage: Eukaryota; Metazoa; Arthropoda; Insecta; Coleoptera; Chrysomelidae
Source: the annotation of a GenBank genome assembly
AUGAGUAAAUGUCUGAUGUGUUCUGACAAGGGACCUAUUCUGUUGAAGAAUGCUGUUCAAUGUAAAUCUUGCUCUAUAUAUUAUCAUAAGUCAUGUGGUAACAGGGCAAAGUUGUUGCCCGAUGGAAGUUAUAAUUACUAUUGUGGUACUGGUGGUCAAGUUCAUGAUGAAGAUUUUGCUAGACUAGAUCCUGGAUUUCAACUUAUUUUGAAAAGGCUUGACAAAGUAAAUGCGCCAUUGAGUGCAAUUAAGUCAGAUAUUCAAUCCUCCAGCAACAAGCUAACAGAACUUGAAAAAAGUAGUGAUCUUACAAAAAAACAACAAGCUCACAUGCAAAAAAUUAAAAAUGAAGUGAAGCAUAGAUCUGACAAGGGAGAAAAGGAUUUAAAAAUUAAAGAUAUCAGAGGUAAACCAACGAUUGUUAAAUCUAUUGUUGCUGAUAAUCAAUUAAAUGAAAAUGAUGAAGAUACUGAAUGACUAUAUGAUAGUUACCAUAAUUUGAGGAUUUUUUACCAAAAUAUUCGUAGUGUCAGAGGAAGGCUUGAUGAGUUUUACUCCAGAUUAUGUCUUAUUAAUGAAUAUGACAUUAUAGUUUUGACUGAAACUUGGCU